UCGCUACUUUGUAAAAUGUUUCGCCAUUGUGUGCGCGGCGCUUUGCGCGGAAAUCGCAAUUUCCUUCGCUUGUACUCGAAGGACGUGCGCUUCGGUAAUGAGGCGCGUUCGAUGAUGAUCCGAGGCGUGGAUCUGCUGGCGGAUGCCGUGGCCGUGACCAUGGGUCCCAAGGGACGCAGCGUGAUCGUGGAGCGCCCCUGGACCUCGCCGAAGAUCACCAAGGACGGCUAUACGGUGGCCCGUGCGAUUGCGCUGAAGGACCAGCACAUGAACAUGGGCGCCCGGCUGGUGCAGGAUGUGGCCGACAACACCAACAAAGCGGCCGGGGAUGGCACCACCACUGCCACAGUGCUGGCCAGGGCCAUCGUCAAGGCGGGGUUCCAGCAGUUCUCCAAAGGUGGAAAUCCUCUGGAGGUCCGAGCAGGCGUGCUGAUGGCCGUGGAGGCCGUGAAGGAGCAGCUCAAGCAGAUGUCACGACCGGUGGAGACGCGCCAGGAGAUCGAGCAGGUGGCCACCAUCUCGGCGAAUGGCGAAGCUGGGAUCGGGCGCCUGAUCGCUGAGGCCACGGACCGCGUGGGACCCAAGGGAACGAUCACCGUGAAGGAGGGCAAGCGCCUCAAGGACGAGCUGGAUGUCAUCCAGGGACUGCGCUUCGAGACUGGCUACCUGUCGCCCUUCUUCGUGAACACCCCCAAGGGCAAGGUGGAGUUCGCCAACGCCCUGGUGCUGAUCUGUCUCAAGAAGAUCACCUCGCUCUCGCAGAUCCUCAGGGGUCUGGAGCAGUCGCUGCGCAAGCGCCGACCCCUCAUCAUCAUCGCCGAGGACAUCAGCGGAGAGGCCAUGAACGCCCUUGUUCUCAACAAAAUCAAGCUGGAUCUCCAGAUCUGUGCCGUGAAGUCCCCGAGCUACGGCAACCAGCGCAAAGAGCUGCUCGGGGACAUCGCAGCCGCCACGGGAGCCACAAUCUUCGGAGAUGACGUCAACUUCCUUAAGAUCGAGGAUGCCAAGCUGGAGGAUAUGGGCGAGGUGGGCGAGGCCAUCAUCACCAAGGACAGCACCAUGCUGCUCCAUGGAAAGGCCCGUCCCGAAAUGCUCAAGAUGCGCAUCGAGCAGAUCCAGGACGAGCUCCAGGACCCGAAGACCAAGGCCGAACAGUCCGAUCGUGUACGUCAGCGCCUCUCAGCCCUGACCAAGGGCGUGGCCGUGCUCCAUAUCGGCGGCAGCAGCGAGGUGGAGGUCAGCGAGAAGAAAGACCGCGUCACCGACGCCCUCAACGCUACGCGUGCGGCCAUCGAGGAGGGGAUUGUGCCCGGCGGCGGCACCGCCUUCCUCCGCUGUAUUCCCCAUCUGGAGGGACUGAAGCCGGCGAACAAGGACCACCAGAAGGGAAUCGAUAUCGUCUGCCAGGCCCUGCGCAUGCCCAGCUUCACCAUUGCCCAUAAUGCCGGAGUGGAUGCCGGCACGGUGGUGGCCCAGGUGUUGAACGGCACCGGGGACUACGGCUACGAUGCCAUGCAGAAUGAGUACGGAUCGCUGUUGGAGAAGGGCAUCAUCGAUCCCACCAAAGUGCUGCGCACAGCCAUCUCGGACGCCGCCGGUGUGGCCUCACUUUUGGGCACCACCGAGGUGGUCAUCACCGAUGUCCGAAACUCAGAUCUGCUCGCCAAACUUGCCGGAUCCGGAGGAAUGGGAGGCAUGGACGAUAUGGGCGGAAUGUCCGAAAUGGAUGCAUUGUCUGCUCUCAGCGGAAUGGGUGGCAUGGGAGGUAUGCCUGGAAUGGAUGGCAUGGCCGGACUCGGAGACAUGGGCGGCGAUGGUGGUUCCUCGACAAGUGCUGCCGAGAUGAACGAAAUGGUCAAGAGCAUGCCCGGCAUGGAGAACGUCGAGGUGCAGGACAUCGAUGCCAGCAUGAUGCAGUAGUCCCCCCAACGAUUCUAUCCCCCAAAGCCCCAUCAAAAUUACACCACACCGUCAUUAGAUUGUAUACAGUGUUACGUUCAAAUGUUUGCCAAUAUUCCCAACAUUCGAAAUAUAUAAAUUGUGAAUAGUG
Messenger RNA from Drosophila persimilis, 2050 nucleotides. It is a transcript of the gene Hsp60B, whose product is annotated as 60 kDa heat shock protein homolog 1, mitochondrial. The transcript has a single exon. Gene Ontology annotation, biological process: protein import into mitochondrial intermembrane space; apoptotic mitochondrial changes; mitochondrial unfolded protein response. Lineage: Eukaryota; Metazoa; Arthropoda; Insecta; Diptera; Drosophilidae. Gene Ontology annotation, cellular component: mitochondrial matrix; mitochondrial inner membrane. The coding region runs from base 16 to 1920 and encodes 634 amino acids. Gene Ontology annotation, molecular function: ATP binding; protein-folding chaperone binding; ATP-dependent protein folding chaperone. The record is from RefSeq and is a predicted model, not a curated record.